Erinaceus europaeus (western European hedgehog) is the source of this 1806-nucleotide messenger RNA. RefSeq names its product intestinal-type alkaline phosphatase-like. The transcript has 12 exons. Lineage: Eukaryota; Metazoa; Chordata; Mammalia; Eulipotyphla; Erinaceidae. The record is from RefSeq and is a predicted model, not a curated record. Gene Ontology annotation, biological process: dephosphorylation. Bases 1 to 1806 code for a protein of 601 amino acids. Gene Ontology annotation, cellular component: plasma membrane. Gene Ontology annotation, molecular function: alkaline phosphatase activity.
AUGAUCGUGGAGGGUGCAAAGACCUACCAGGGACUCUGCUUUCGAUCCUUUGGGCUGGACCUCCAGGAGUAUCAGCCUUGUACAUUCUGGGUCCGAGCACUGCCUUUGAACCCAGAUCGGGACGCCUGGAGCCUGCAGCUGUUAUCAGGGUUAGUCUGUGGGUGUGGAGGGCCAGGUCCAGCCUUGCUGCACCCCAAAACCCCAGCCAUGGAGGGUCUGCUGUACUGCUUGUUGCUGGGGCUGCUGGGACUGAACUCACUGGCCCUGGGCCUCCUCCCAGCGGAGGAGGAGAGCCCGGCCUUCUGGAACAAAAAAGCCACUCAGGCCCUGGACGCCGCCCAGAAGCUGCAGCCCAUCCAUACGGCCGCCAAGAACCUGAUCCUCUUCCUGGGGGAUGGGAUGGGGGUGACCACAGUGACAGCUGCCCGGAUCCUUAAGGGACAGUUGAGCAACCAACUGGGGCCUGAGUACGUGCUGGCCAUGGACAAGUUCCCAUACCUGGCUCUGUCCAAGACGUACAACGUGGACAGACAGGUGCCUGACAGUGCAGGCACAGCCACUGCCUACCUGUGUGGGGUCAAGGGCAGGUACAAGACCAUCGGCCUGAGCGCAGCGGCCGUGUUUAACCAGUGCAACUCAACGUGGGGCAACGAGGUCAACUCCGUGAUGUUCCGGGCCAAGCAGGCAGGGAAGUCCGUGGGUGUGGUGACUACCACCCGUGUGCAGCACGCCUCGCCCGCCGGCACCUAUGCACACACCGUGAACCGCGACUGGUACGGAGAUGCUGACAUGCCCCAGGAGGCCCUGCAUGCCGGCUGCAAGGACAUCGCCGCUCAGCUGGUCACCAACAUGGACAUCGAUGUGAUCCUGGGUGGAGGGCGCAAAUACAUGUUCCCCAAGGGGACCCCAGAUCCCGAGUACCCGAACGACCCCCGCAACAGUGGAACCAGGAAUGACGGACGGAAUCUGGUGGUAGAGUGGCUGGCCAAGUACAAGCGGAGUCAGUAUGUGUGGAACCGAACGGCGCUGCUGGAGGCCUCCCAGGACCCCGAUGUGACCCACAUCAUGGGCCUCUUUGACCCAGGGGACACUAAAUAUGAUACCUACCGAGAUAAUAUCACGGACCCGUCCCUGCGGGAGAUGGUGGAGGCUGCCCUGCGCUUGCUCAGCCGGAACCCCCGGGGCUUCUACCUCUUUGUGGAGGGGGGCCGCAUCGACCAAGCCCACCACAGUGGCAAAGCCCACCUGUCACUGACCGAGGCUGUCAUGUUUGACUCGGCCAUUGAGCGAGCGGGCCAGCUCACCAGUGAGAAGGACACACUGACCCUCGUCACCGCUGACCACUCCCACGUCUUCACGUUUGGUGGCUACACGUACCGUGGGGCAUCUAUCUUCGGGCUUGCCCCAUCCAAAGCUCUGGACGGCAAGGCCUACACCUCCAUCCUCUAUGGCAAUGGGCCCGGCUACCUGCUCUCGGAGACCUCCAGACCCGACGUCAAUGAGACCAUAAGCAGUGACCCUGAGUACCAGCAGCAGGCGGCUGUGCCCCUGGGGAGUGAGACCCACGGUGGGGAGGACGUGGCCGUGUUUGCUCGGGGCCCACAGGCCCACCUAGUGCACGGUGUGCAGGAGCAGAACUACGUGGCACAUGUCAUGGCCUUUGCCGCCUGCCUGGAGCCCUACACCCACUGCAACCUCAGGGACCCCACAGACUCUGCCACCAGGGGGCCCCUCGCCGGCCCCCCAUCCCUGACACUGCUGGUGGGGUCCUUGCUGCUGCUACUGCUGGCAUCAUCCUUGGUCUGA